Cuscuta europaea is the source of this 2521-nucleotide messenger RNA. The record is from the annotation of a GenBank genome assembly. NCBI's taxonomy places the organism in Eukaryota, Viridiplantae, Streptophyta, Magnoliopsida, Solanales, Convolvulaceae.
UGAGAUAGUAAAUCAAUUCCAGGAGUGGCGUAGCUUCUCGGACACGGCUUCUCAGUCUUCGAUCACUGAAAUUUCUUUCUGCAGACUGCAGGUCUCUGAUUUGAAGAAAAGGUAGAAGCGUAGAAGAGUGAAAAACUAAGAUAUAUGGGGCAAGCCUUUCGAAAACUCUUCGAUGUGUUCUUCGGCAACUCUGAGAUGAGGGUUGUGAUGCUUGGGCUUGAUGCAGCUGGAAAAACUACAAUAUUAUAUAAACUGCACAUAGGAGAAGUUCUAUCAACAGUUCCUACCAUUGGUUUCAAUGUGGAAAAGGUGCAGUAUAAGAAUGUUAUUUUCACUGUGUGGGAUGUUGGUGGACAAGAGAAAUUAAGGCCUCUGUGGAGGCAUUACUUUAACAAUACCGAUGGACUGAUUUAUGUUGUGGAUUCAUUAGAUCGAGAGAGAAUUGGGAACGCAAAGCAAGAAUUUCAGACCAUCAUAGGCGAUCCAUUUAUGCUUAAUGCAAUUAUCUUGAUUUUUGCUAACAAACAAGAUCUGAAAGGAGCGAUGACAACAACAGAAGUUUGUGAAGGGCUUGGUCUCCGUGAUCUUAGAAACAGGAAAUGGCACAUACAAGGGACAUGUGCUCUUAAAGGGGAAGGGCUGUAUGAGGGAUUGGACUGGUUAUCAAGUACCCUCAAGGAGCAUAGAGCUGCUGGAUUCUCUUCAAUAGGAACUCCUACAUUCUGAUUAGUCAAAGUAAAUUUGGCAACCUUGGUUAGGGCUGGGCAUGGAUUGUGUGUAACCCAUUUUUUUUCAGUCCCUAACAAAACACUAGAGUCCUAGAUCAAACCAAAUCAGACCACAACACACUUUAUCAGAGUUCACCAAACUUAAACAGACUAGACUACAAUUAAACGGGCUAGACUAAACAUAUAUAAGCCAGACCAGACCAGGUCACUUUGCCAUACUAAAAAAUUCCAGCCCAAUCAAACAGAGCCUUAAUCCAAAGAUUUAUCAUUUUAUAAUUUUGUUGUUUGUAUAUCAGUUAGACAAUUAUGCAAUUUUGUUAUUAGUAGGGAAGUUUCUCAAAACAAUAGUAAAAACAAAUUGGUUUUCCUAAACAGGAGUACUAUGUUUCUUCCUGAAAUAGGUGUGCAGUACUAUCAUGUCUUUUCCCUAAUAGGUGUAAAGUACUUUCAUGUUGAUAGCAUACUGCCAUAUGACAUUACCAGGCAUUAACAUGAGUAUUUUUCAGGAAUAGUAAUUACUCCUAUUUAGGGGGGGACAUAGCCCUAGUUAGGGAAACCACAUUGUUUUUACUCCAAUAGGGCAAUUUUUUUUAUUAAUAUUCAAUUCAAAUUAUUUUGUUUUAUAAUGGAACUAUGUUUUUCCAUCAUUUGCACUGGAACCAAAGAUUCAAUAUUUUUUGGCUUGGGAAUAUGAUGGAAUAAACCAAAAUGACUUACUAAACUGUCUGCGCUUCUUUGUUAUGAAGUAGCGGUCAGUCCAUGCAAUUUUUUAUGCGAUUUUCAAAAUGGGUCAUCCGGAAACGGUGUCUAUGCCUUAGUUAGGGUAAGGUUGCGUACAUCCGACCCCCCUUACCUCACCGUUGAUGGGAGCCUUUGUGCACUGGGGUAAUGAUGAAUGAAUGGAACUAUGUAAUGAGUUUUGGGUUUGGCCGACUCGAUUCCAAAAACCCAACUCGGGUAACCCAAGAAACCCCAACCCCCUGGAUAACCAAACUCGAUAUAGACCCAAAAUUUUUGUGUUGAUUUUGGACCCUAAAUUUCUACUUUUUCCCAGUUCUACUUAGGGGCUCGGGUUGAAUUUGACCCUAACCCUUGCUCUUGCCCUUGCCCUUGCCUACCGUGGUAGGGUUUUGUUAAUUCAUUCCUUUAAUUCCCUAACUAUGUAUGCCAUUUAUCCCUUCACAGGUAUUCUUGACUAGUCCAAUGUAAAAGGGUAAAAAAUGCUGACUGCGCAUUCCAUAUAGACAGUAGAUUAUUAUGUAUAUAUCAUAUACUCCGUACUUCUCAUUGUUGCUGGAGAGAAAAGCCGCUACAUUAAGAUCAGUAUAAUUAACACCCAUGAUUCUAGCCGUAUCUUGCACGCUAUCAUCGACUCAGGUGUUACGGUGUAUAUCAGCAUAACAUGACAUAUGAAGCGUCGCGGUCGGCAUUUGUUAGACAAAAGUCUGUAUUCCACCAUUCUGUAGUCUAUGCUACCUUUUUCUGUAUAGAUUUUAUACAAACUGUCACGGUGUGAUUUUUUCCCUCUACUCUGGAAAAGAGGUUUGCACCCCGAUUACGCCAUAUGAAUAGAUGGGAAGAGAUGGAAAGGUAGGUCCCCUUUUUACAGUAUAAAUUAUGAAGGUGAUCAACUUUGAAAGAACUAGUCACAUAAAACUAGAUCAAUGAUCUGUGACGGAUCAGAAAAGUGUAGGACGAAAGUUUUUUAUGGCAGUGAUCUUUUAUGAACAGAAAAGUUUUUUACUGAAUCUUGAUAUACCAUGUAGAAGUUGUGUAUAAAAAUGAACAAUUUG